CCAUCCUUGCUGUGUGACUGCGUGUUUCCCUCUCCUUCUCUGCACGUACUGUCAGCCUGCGCAUAUUUUUAUGUUUGCAGAACUGAAUGCAUUCAUGAGUGUGUGUGUAUGUGUGUGUGUGCGUGUGUGUAGGAUGCUAAAACCUGGAGCUGUGAAAGAGGGGGAGGGGCAAGGAUAGAGACGCUGAAGAAAUAGAUGAAAAAAGAAAGAAAGGCAAGAAGAAGGGAGCAAGGCAUUGAGGAGAGGACAGAUCUUGAGGAGAGAGUGAUGGUGAAAGGCACACUGAGGAGAGAUAGACGUAGAGAGUAAGGAGGAGGAGGAGGAGGAGGAGGAGGAGGAGGAGGGGACGAUCUGCUGGAGGAAGCAGCAGCAUCGGUGAUUUUCACAGGAACCAAGGCAGCUCUGUUGCCGUGACGAUGGGCUGCUGGCUCUCUGGACCGUGGAUGGGUGACCAAACGGUGAGUGGGCGGAGUCUUGCAAACCUGAGCCAGCGGGAUGCUCUGCGGAUCCUGGCGGCCAGUCAGCGUCCAAUUACAAUGCAGAUCAAGGGUCAGAGGGGGUGUGGCACUGAGGCAGACAGGGGAAUCUGGGAGCCCCUCCCUCUCAACCUGCAGCACCUCAACCUGCCCCUCCCACUGAUGGGGGCGGGACUUAACGCCUCCAGCCCCUCCUACCAGGACAGACAUUAUUACAGCCAUCGGUCUCUGCCACAAGAUCACUGUGAAGGAGGACGGUACAGCUACCUGUCCAGCUCCCCACGGGACACUGUCGACAUGAGCCACCAGGAUCCAGAACUGACUUGUCGUGGACAAAAGGGACAGAACUGCCUGAUGAGAUGUUGCAAUACAAACUUAGAAGAACCCAAUGGCUGCCACAGUCAGACAGAUGACGAGGACUUCAUGCUGGAGAAGCCGCUGGGCUUCCUGCCCCUGCACCAUGAGCUGGACAGCGGACUGGGCUGGACUGAUGGCUCCCUCCACCAGGGGGACCUCUCUGGGCUGGAGACUGAGGAAGGAGGCCUGGAAGACUGUCAUUCACAUGGGGCCCUCGCCCAGGGGGGUUGUGGGGGCUUUGGAGGAGGUGGCUCUCCUUCCUCUGAGUCCUUUAUUUCCUCGGAGCUCAGCGACUCGGGCUUCUACAGCGUGAGCACUGGGGAGUUCAGGCACUUCCAGAGGCUGCUGGAGAAGCGAAUGCGGAUGUACAACGCCAGGCUGCAACAUCAGGGCGAACCGUGCGAGAGGCGGGAGCGGCGUGACAGCUGCCCCAAGAGCCACCGUGAGCUGCUGGAGGCCAUCCCUGAGGCGCUGACCAUGCAGCCUCAGUGUCAGCGCCUGCAGCUCGAAAUAGAGGACGGUGCUGGGCCAAUCAUGGAUGUCCCACCCCGCGGACUUUUCAGAGUUUCAUCGGUCCAGUUCCAUAAAGCUGACCGGCCCUGUCUGAACCGUCACAGCUCCAGCAGUGGAGCCCUCUUCAACCCCUCCCAUGCCCAUGCUGCAGUCUCACGAAUGAAUGCCCCGGCCCUCUCCACCUGCAGCACCCCCUCCAGCCACCGGAGAUCACUAGUACCCAUGCAACAGACCCACCAGGGCUCCAGUUCAGUGGGGAUGCUGAGGAGAAGCCGUACUCUGCACCAUCGCCCUCCUCCGCAGGAGUACCGUCGGCGAGCCAGCCACCCAGCUUCCCCCUCCUACUGCGCAGCAACCCUGCACCACUGUGGAGGUGUCCAGCCACAUAACGUCCUGCCAUCGGGCCUGCCAGAGGAAGGUGAGCUAGUGCCUGGUUUGUUGGCUUCUCACCCGGCAGGCUUGGCCCUCUCACCACAACAACACCCCACCGCUUUGGGGCAUGUUAGGGGUGCCAACACCCAUGAGCGAUGCUACAGCAACAACCCUAAUGCCCAGAUCGCUCACCAUGACUGGUGGCACUCGCAAGAAAGAAGCCCGAUGCCCGAGCAACUGGUGACAGAAAGGGACAGAGAGAUUGAGAGGGAACUGGAACAAAAAAAGCAAAUGCAAGAGAAAAAGCUAGAAAGGGAUGCACAGAUUCAAGAGGAAAUGGACAGAGAGCGGCAGCAAGAGCUGGGAAGGAGCCGAGCCAGAGAACAGCAGCACUUCCAGAGUUUAGUCCAACCUCCUCAGGCUGGAGAUGUCAACGACACCUGGCCGAAACCGGCCAUCCGUCAGUCCCAGAGUGGCGGGGGAGGCAGAGGUCUCUACAGCACCCUGGAGGGCCACACGGGGGCUUGCUCUGUUGCUGGGUGGGAUGCAAAGAAAGGACAAAUGAAUGCAUGUUCAAGCCCUAAUCCCAGUUCUGGUUUGCAGCCAAAACUUAAUCCAAGCUCCAAACCCAACGCAAACUCGCGGAUCUCCAGGAACCAGCUCCUGAGAGACCGGGCGUCUCAGCUGGCCGACGAACGCAGUGGGAUGAGCACAGAUGAGGAGACCAAUACCGACAUGCUGAUGGGCCGGUACUGGAGUCGAAUGGAGAGAAGGGAACACUUUCUGCUGGCCCGUGAGCAGAGGCAGCAGCAGCUGCAGGCCAGAGGAGGGACUAUACGAGACGCCAUCAUCAGGGGAGGAGCAAUCACCGGGGGAGGAGGAGCCUCUGCUGGAGACGGCGGUGUGCUGGACAGCAGAGGAGGCGGAGCUUUUGCAGAAGGGAGGUGCAACACGUUCCUGGAGCUGAGUCAGAGGAAGCUGAGUCGUCUGAGGAACAGGAAGCUGUUGGAUGACUGGACGACAGUAGAGGAGCUGCUGACUCAUGGGACAAGGCUGAACAACCAGGAGGACAUGCUGUGUACCAGCUCCCUGCUGACGGUCACCACGGUCUAACUGCAUGGGCACCACGUCUAACUGUAACUCUGUGCGAGUGUGUGUGAUGUUAAGCUAACAAUACGAUAUUUUGGUAAAUCCUCUCGUUCUCUUUUCCAAAGUCAGAUGAGAAGAUAGAUAUCAGUUUUGUCAUUGCUAUCCAGUGCAGAGACAGGUCCAGGAUGUGUUUAGCUUGGUUAAAAACAAGGACUGGAAGCGGGGGU
Molecule: messenger RNA, 3034 nt
Organism: Perca fluviatilis (European perch)
Lineage: Eukaryota; Metazoa; Chordata; Actinopteri; Perciformes; Percidae
Exons: 6
Coding region: 417-2831 (804 amino acids)
Source: RefSeq, a predicted model, not a curated record